Molecule: messenger RNA, 5493 nt
Organism: Neoarius graeffei (lesser salmon catfish)
Lineage: Eukaryota; Metazoa; Chordata; Actinopteri; Siluriformes; Ariidae
Product: sterile alpha motif domain-containing protein 9-like
Exons: 4
Coding region: 357-4895 (1512 amino acids)
Cellular component (GO): cytoplasm
Molecular function (GO): protein binding
Source: RefSeq, a predicted model, not a curated record
UACGUUGCAACUUUCGUUUCUUUUCUUCUCUCAGCUGAUCUUUGGAAAUCGAAACAGAGUUCACUGUUUCCUGCAAAAACGCGUCAUGAAGUAGCCGCUCCCCGCACUGCCUUUACGCCAUAAAUACCCUUUCUGCUCCGCUUGAAGCUGCUUCCGCGUUAUCUUUGGUACAGAAGGAUGAAGUGAAGUUGUUGUUUUAAUAUAGUUGCUUCUCUUAUAGGCAGGGCUCUUCACAGCAUAAAUAUGAGGAAGUUGUGUGUGUGUAUAUCCAAACAGCUACAUGGAAACAAGAUUGUAAUGAUGACGAAUAGAUUUUUCUCUUAAAGGGCUUUGAAUAAGUUCACUAAAUUUCCAGGAUGGCUGAAAGGAGUGCUGUGGAAGAGAAUUAUAGACCAGAAAUAUUACAUUCAACUGAACUUCCUGCAGAAAUUAAGGAUUGGGAUAAAGAACAUGUGAGAAACUGGAUUCUCGGGUUAACGGAUGUGGAUAAUGAAAAUGCAGAGAUUCUGUAUAAGCAGGACAUUAAUGGAAAAAGUCUUCUAUUACUGGAGAAAGCUGAUCUUAAGGAUAUAGGGAUAAAGACAGGACCAGCACUACUGAUUAUUCACAAGAGAGAUGAAUUGAAAGCUCACCAGUUGAACAGCUCAGGAAGCCAGCUUGGUAUUUCAUGUAAGCCCUAUCCUUUUAACCGAUUCCAUGCUGCCUACAGAUACAAAGAAAACAGUAUACUUGAUAUACCAGAAACAGGUCCUCUCAACUACAUAGAACCAUGUCAUGAGUACAAAGCAUUUAUUAAUUUCCAAAAUGUGACAACAGAGGACAAGCUAAAAAAGUUCACAAAUGAAGUUCUUAGAUUUGCUUCUGCUUGCAUGAACAGUCGUACUAAUGGUACAAUUCAUUUUGGAGUUGGUGAUUUACCAGACUGGAAGCAUGGACAGAUUUUGGGUGCUUGUGUCGAAGACAAAGAAGCAUUUGAUAAGAAACUAGCAGAAGUGAUUAAACUGCAAUUUGAUCAUAAGCACACUGAUGUGGCAAGAAAAUGUAUUAAAUCACCAAGGUUUGUUGAGGUUCUUCAAGCAGAUAUGACGUUCUCAGGAAAAUAUGUCAUAGAAGUAGAUGUUGAACCAUCUUUUUUGGUUUGUAAAGACAGCUUCUUUCACAUCCACAAUGUAGACUCAAGAAAAACAAAAAAAUCUAAAAUCACAGCUGAUGAGAAGGGUAGUGGUAAAUUGUUUUACAUUCGAGAGAACAGCAGUAGCAAAACUCUUCUUGUCCAAACUCUUUCCCCAAAGUCCUUAGACGAGUACAACAAGUAUGUUGAUAAUAUAGCACAUCUGUCUAAUUUGAGGAAGGAAGCUGAGGAAAAACACCUCACUGAUGUUAAACAUAGUGUGCAGGGUUCUAAGCUCUGUGAAAUGCUAACAGGAGGCUCACGGUCUUUGGACAAAUCUCACUUUGAGCGAUACGUAUUAGUCAUUAACAAAUCCCAUCCAGUUCAAAGCGAAUCUCUAGCAUUUCUUCUGGACAUGAACCUAACUGCUGUUUUGGACUUUGAUCCAGAGUCUGCUGAGACUGGCUUGAAGAAGUUAUUUGCUGAGAGAAACACAAAUGUUCAUUUGCCUAUGCAGUAUAAAAUCACAGAGCCGGUUGAGGACAUUGCAAGUAAGCUGAAGCUGACCAGGGCCGCAAGCUGGGUUUUCUGUAAUGGAGGAGUAAAAGAUGAACCGCCCUCUGAUGUAGAUUCCUGGCUAACUGAGAAAGGUUCCUCUGUUCGUGAUGUUGUGUCAUUUCUCUGCCGAAAGGAUGUGCUGCCUCCCAAAAAAUUUCUUAUCAUAUUCAUUCUGUUGAGUGAUGUUACUGACAAGCAUGAUCCUCUCCUUGAGACCUUCAGUAUGUUUUUGCAGGAGCUGCAAGGUACAGAGCAAAUUCUAUGCAUAUGUGAAAAUGAAAGCGCAUACAAUUACUGGAAAGAUCUCGUUCAAACACGAUAUGGAAAAGACAUAUCUAGAAGAAGCAUUUAUGAGCUCAGUUUUGCAGAGAUUAAUGGUACUGUUCUCAGUCUGUGGUCAGAAAAUCGCAAAUCAAGCAGAUUUUUGCCUGGUGUUCAUGGUAAGGUUUUAUUACCAAAGAAAGUGGAGGGCAGCUUGGAUACACUGAAUAUUCUAUGUGUAAACCAAUGUGAGGGAGGUAAUGAAGACAAACUGCAACUGGAGGAAACUUUUUACAAAGGAGGAAAGGUGUCCUGGUGGAACUUCUACUUUUCAGAGCAGCCAGGAUCAAUGCCAUUUAUCAAACGAGACAGGCUUGACUACAUCACUCAGACUGUUAUUCCAGAUAUCUGCUCCCUCAGGCAAACUUGUGUUCGCUUCAACAUACUCCACAUUCCUGGUUGUGGAGGAACUACUCUGGCUAUGCAUGUUUUGUGGACAUUAAAAGAGAAAUUCCGUUGUGCAGUCCUGAAAAAAGAUGUAAAAGAUGUUGGUUAUGAAGAGGUAGCACAACAGGUAGUUAACUUGUUGACCUAUGAGACAAUGGAGCAGCAAAACCGGCUUUCAGUGCUGCUCCUGAUAGAUGACUUUGAAGACUUUGAUUCUGUAAAUGAUCUCCAGCAACACAUUGAAAAUGAAUGUCAGAAGAAAAAUGUAUCUGCCAAGUCUCCCCAAGUCAUCCUUCUGAAUUGUAUGAGGACUGACUCACAGGAGCACCCUGAAGCAACAGAUGACACAGUUUUCAUCGGGAACAAACUAUCUGAGCUUGAACAAAAAUUGUUUGAGAAAAAGCUUGAGGAAAUUGAAAAGAUUUACAAAAAUGCUGAAACAUUCUAUGGUUUCAUGAUCCUGAAGAAAGACUUUUCUCCAGAGUACAUACAGGGUGUUGUGAAAAAUACACUGAAGGACUUCAACUUUAAAAAGAAAGAUGCUCAACUCCUUGCAGUUCUAGUACUCUUGAAUUGCUACUGCAAGAAUGCAAAAAUGUCAGUCUCUAUAUGUGAAGAAUUUCUUGGUCUGUCAACAAGGCCAGACUUGACUUCAUGCAAGGUUGAAGAUGCAUUUGGGAAGUAUUCCACAUUUGUAACACGAUGCACAGCAGAGUCUAGUGUGGAGUUUCAGGCUAUGAGAGUGAUCCACUCAAGUAUGGCAGAGCACUGUUUAAAGGAACUUGCAACUACUUUUAAUGUAUUCCAAGCAGACAUCACUGACUUCCUAUUGACAACAGAUGUGUUUUACAGUUGCAUUCAGGGAAAGGAAAAGCUCAUGCAGGACAUUCACAAUAUUUUGGUGAAAAGACAUUACUCGGCUGAGAAUCUCCAAGGAGACUUUAAAUUUUCACCACUUAUCCAAGCCAUUGCAAAGGACACUCCAGGGUGUGAGCAAAAUAUUUUGCUUAGUGCUGCUCAACGCUUUGAAAAAGAUGCAGUAAUAUGCCAGCUCCUUUCCAGGUACUACUAUCUGAUGAAAAAAGACUUUCGAGAGGCAACGGUUUGGGCAAAGAAGGCAAAAGACCUCCAGAGGGAUAACUCCUACAUUUGUGAUACCUCUGCACAAGUAAUUAAGCAUGAACUGAAAGAUGCUAUGAACAAUGACAAUCCAAUAAACUCGAACAAAUUGAACGAAUACCUCAAAAUGGCUGAGUCUGCAACAUUGGCUUUCAAAGAAGUACAACAAAUUGCUUUAAAAGAGGUUUCACUUUCAUAUCAAACAAAAAAAGACUUUCGGACCUAUAAUAUUGCUGGUCGUCUUGGGGAGCUUCAAGUUGCUGUUAUGGUGAUAAAGGUACUGGAAAAGAUCCCAGUGUUUUCCUAUGAUCUUGCUCGUUACAUGAGUCAGGUUCUCUCAGAUGAAAUAAAAAUACCAGACAUGAAAUUAAAUGACCCCAACCGGCACAAGAAUGCAGCCUAUUACCAGUGUCUACAGAAUUUUCCAGACCUUCUGUAUAAACUCAAAGACAACAUGAAGCAGCAAUUUGAUUUUUUUGACAGACAUUUUGUCAACUUGUGCUCAUAUCACUUUCAAAAUGACAACAGAGGGAUCGGGACACAAGAGAUUUUCAAGUGCUUUCAGAGGUAUGUUGACCUCUUUUGCAGUUCAGAUUUGAAGAAAACGGACAAAACUAAGAAAACACAACAGUGGCUGGAAAAGACCGAUGCUGAUUCCUACAGUGGACUGCUUAAAUUUCUUUCCAAAGAAGACAACAAAUCACAAAAAACAGCAGAAAAGAUUGAACACAUUGUCGAGCUCUACAAGAAACUACCACGAAGGUCCUUAGAUGACACAAUAAACUUAAUUUAUGCAAAUAUUGUUCUAAGUAAAAUUAGACCUGAAUCUCGGUUUCUCCUGCCCUACAAGGAUCUUUGUAAACUUCUCUGUGACACACUUAAAUGUAGUGUCUCUCUCAUGCACAGCUUACCAUUGUAUUUUAUUGCAGUGAUGAUGCUUUGGCCAGAGACCGAUUCUAAAUUGUCUGCAGAAGAUUUCAGUGACAGCUUGAGAACUUAUGUGUCACUGAUGAGAAGUUCUUUUACAAAGGAAAUGAAACCAGUAUGCAACGGCAUGAGAGCAGUUAUUCAUUUUUACCUGGGAAAGAGAACAGGUUAUGAUCGUCUGAUCACUCAGAUGGACAUUGAUACAUGUGUGGACUCACAGCAGACAAUGUCAGGGAAACUGCGAAAUGGAAAGAUAUGGAAGAACGAGAAAGUCCAAAAUAUGCUCCACAGAGUCACUGGAAGGAUUUUGAAAGAUGUCAUUAUGACAGAUGCAUCAAAUCCAAACAUGCAGGUUGAAGUAUCUCCAUUGUUUAAAAGUCAGUUGUGUGGAGAUCUGGGUGACAGAGUAUCAUUUUUUGUUGGAUUUUCCAUGAAUGGACCAGUUGCACUUGGCAUUCAGCCCGAGCCAUGAAUUUUCUGAUUGACUUUGAAACCCAGACUUUGGAAUUCAUGUUUAUGAUGACAAAAACAUCUAAACAAGUAGAUACCAACCUACAGAAACAUGUACACCAGGUAAAAAUACAACCACCACCAGUUGUUAAACAUCAGUGCAUCAUUUUAGAUCUGAACCCAUCACAUCAUCAACAGGUUUAAUUUUACAGAUCUAUAUCCUAUGUUGUAACUAAACAGAUUAAAGCUUGUGUAGCUGACUAAUUGCAGGAGAGUUAAGGCCUGUUAAGAAGCCUAGUUAGUUUAUUCAAUUUAUUUUUGCUUUUGAAGUGUUCUAGUGGCUUGUGUAAUACUAAUCAAUAUGUUCAUGGUAAUUAGCAUGUUAAUACCUUAGCAAUACAUUACUGAUGGAACAGAUUCUAUGAUUGCUUAUUAAUUUCUGGGUUACUAGACCAAUAACUGAAAUGUGAUGUCAUAAAAGUAGAAGUAAAACUUUUCAAUUUAUUUUUUUAGACCCUGUACUGUUUUUAUGCUAUAAAACAAUUCAUUUAAAUUUUUUUUGUAUUUUUUCCUCUCCCCCUUUUUUUAUCCUUACAUCUUUUGUAUAAACAGUGUCUGUU